This is a messenger RNA of Pristis pectinata (smalltooth sawfish), 2450 nucleotides long. It is a transcript of the gene btbd10b, whose product is annotated as BTB (POZ) domain containing 10b. Gene Ontology annotation, biological process: positive regulation of phosphorylation. Gene Ontology annotation, molecular function: protein binding. The coding region runs from base 309 to 1751 and encodes 480 amino acids. The transcript has 8 exons. The record is from RefSeq and is a predicted model, not a curated record. Gene Ontology annotation, cellular component: cytoplasm. NCBI's taxonomy places the organism in Eukaryota, Metazoa, Chordata, Chondrichthyes, Rhinopristiformes, Pristidae.
UCAGAGUAAUUGCAGUCACAAAUGCAGAACAAAGGAGGCCAGUGGUGGGGUGUUCCAGACGUCAGAACCUACACAGCAGCACACUUCCAAGGCAGCAACUGCCAGAGGAGUGAUUGAAAUUUGCAGCUUAACUCGCCCAUGAUUUUAAUGUCUGUACAGAAAGGUUACCUUGUGAAUCAGGCAGCUCGGGAACUGAAAGCUCUGAAGGCGGCUAAACGAUGCAGUGGUUUGCUGCAGGGCUCCCGAAGCUCAUAAAUAAGGCAGGGAAAUGAUGAGUAUGAUCACGGAGAUGCCGAGAUUCAAAAGUGAUGCCCAAAGAUGCUGCAAGUGCUGCAUUCUUCCCACAAGUACGACUGUACUGGGUUUUACACUGGUCCUGCAUUCAGAAAUCUUUUUCCUGCUGUUUUGUUCCACUGGCAUCAAGCGCUCCUUCACGCACACCAAAGUUUGGGGUGGCCCGUAUUAACAAAAUGAGCCUCCAUGCAGCCACCGGAUAUGAACGGUCGCGGGAUAGGCGCAGGUCAAGCGAUCGAUCUCGUGACUCAUCGCAUGAGAGGACAGAAGGGCAGCUCACACCUUGCAUCAGAAAUGUUACUUCACCCACUAGACAGCAUCAUGGUGACCGAGAAAAAGAUCAUAUCUCUACUUCACGGCCCAGCAGCCCUCGUCUUCAAAAGGUUUCCCCAAAUGGCUCUGGUAGCAUCGGCAAUCUCAGCCGGAACUGUAGCCAGUCCAGUGCUGAUGGGACGUGCAAGUCAGCAGGAGAGAUGGUUUUUGUGUACGAGAACCCAAAGGAAGGAACUCGAAGCGUCCGCACUUCAGAACGAGUGACACUCAUUGUUGACAACACCAGAUUUGUUGUGGAUCCUUCCAUUUUCACUGCACAACCCAACACGAUGCUGGGCAGGAUGUUUGGAUCGGGCAGAGAGCACAACUUCACACGUCCAAAUGAAAAGGGAGAGUAUGAGGUGGCAGAAGGAAUCAGCUCCACAGUGUUUCGAGCUAUUUUGGAUUAUUACAAGACGGGUAUCAUCCGCUGUCCAGAUGGGAUCUCGAUUCCUGAACUGAGGGAAGCUUGUGACUACCUCUGCAUCUCUUUUGACUACAGUACGAUCAAAUGCAGAGAUCUCAGUGCUUUAAUGCAUGAGCUCUCCAACGAUGGUGCACGCAAGCAGUUUGAAUCUUACCUGGAAGAAAUGAUCCUUCCGCUGAUGGUGGCUAGUGCUCAGAGUGGCGACCGAGAAUGCCACAUUGUAGUGCUAACUGAUGACGAUGUUGUCGACUGGGAUGAAGAGUACCCGCCACAGAUGGGAGAAGAAUAUUCACAAAUUAUUUACAGUACCAAGUUGUACCGAUUCUUCAAAUAUAUUGAGAACAGAGAUGUAGCCAAGACUGUCCUGAAAGAGCGAGGAUUGAAGAAGAUCAGACUAGGUAUUGAAGGUUACCCUACAUACAAGGAAAAGGUGAAGAAAAGACCAGGGGGGCGGCCCGAGGUCAUCUACAACUACGUGCAGCGUCCGUUCAUCCGGAUGUCCUGGGAGAAGGAGGAGGGGAAGAGCCGCCACGUUGACUUCCAGUGCGUGAAGAGCAAGUCCAUCACCAACCUGGCAGCGGCGGCGGCCGAUAUCCCACAGGACCAGCUGGUGGUCAUGCACCCCACGCCGCAGGUCGACGAGCUGGACGUGCUGCCCAACCACCCGGUCAACAGCAACAACGAGGUGGACCUGGAGCCUCCACCCCCGGCUGUCUGACGGCUUGUGUGAGUGGGGAGGGUGGAAGAGGGGCUGUCGGAAAACCCUAAAGCAUGCCGUUGGUGAUUGACGUUGUCCUGAUGCAUUUAUCCGUGCAAGAGCAAAAGUGUCGGCGUUGUACACUAAUAUGAACAAACUAUAGUCGUAACCAAGUGACCUGCUCCACAUCUUAAGUUACAAACAACGGGGCCCAAAGCUGAUUGCUUUUGUUGCCGGGAGGCAGAGUGAGAGAGGAAUUUCUUUGUUUCUUCCACAUUCUUAUUUUUAAAUGCACAAUGUUACUUAAAAAAGGCAAUUGCAAUCUGGGUGCUAUGUACCAGGGAAUGGCUUUGAUCUGCGAUUUUUUUUUCUCUUUUGUGUUUUAAAAGCCACGUGUUCUGUGAAAUGCAUUAAGUUUCUGCAGAUAUGGCAUGGUUGACACAGCACAUGGGGUGAGGGUAUCUCCAGAUUCUGUGCACCAAAUCUGCCCUGGUGGUUUGAAGCAUUUUGUUCUUCAGGCAUAGUUAUUCCUUGGGGAUGGUGGGCCAUAGAGUAUAUAUUCUAGGUAUCACAGUGUGCAGAGGUGAGUGCUGGUCCGUGAAACCAUUAUGAAGUUUAUUUUAAUUUCCUGAACUAUAUGUACAUGUUGCAGGAGUGUUCUUUGUACUUCUAACAGCUGAGGAAUGAUUAUAUAAAUAAACAUCACGAGCAUUUCUCCUC